GGCAUACUCAGUCCUCAAUCGAACAGUAGAAGAUGACUUUCAAGUUCACGAUAGCUUUUCUGCUGGUCGCCAGCGUUGCAUUCAUAUCGACGAAACCCACCCUGAAAAUUGUCGGUGGAGAGGAAGCUACGGCACACGAGUUCCCCUAUCAAAUCUCGCUACAGUGGAACUUCAAUGAUGGAGAGCAAGAACCAAUGCACUUCUGUGGAGGAUCGCUGCUGAAUGCAAACUUUGUCCUGACGGCUGCCCACUGCAAGACCAGCUAUUCCGAUGAUGGAUUCAUCGAAGUAGUUGCCGCUGAUCACGAUGUAGCUGUUGCAGAAGGACCGGAGCAGCGUCGCCUGGUGGAACGAUUCACUGUUCACGAAGGGUACGGAGGAUCGGUCAGUCCCGACGACAUUGCCGUCAUUCGGGUGGAUAAACCAUUCGAGUUGAACGACAAAGUGAAACCCGUUAAAUUGCCUGAGCAGUUUGAAGAGUUCGAAGGCGAUGUAACCCUGAGCGGAUGGGGUUCCGUUUCGACGAGUUACCUACCGGAAUAUCCGGAUAAGUUGAGGAAAGCUGUGCUUCCACUGGUAGACUACAGCUCAUGCCACGCACUGUGGGGAUUCGACAGUGUGCUGGUGCAGAGUAAUGUUUGCGCCGGACCGCUCGAUGGCUCCAAAUCGGCUUGUUCGGCUGAUUCGGGUGGCCCACUGGUGAAACAGUCCGGUAACGAAGUGAUUCUAGUCGGUGUUGUGUCGUGGGGUGCCGUGCCAUGUGGAGCCCCAUACCGGCCGACCGUGUUCGCUGGUGUUUCCUGGUAUGUCGACUGGAUCGAAAAGCAGCUCCAUGUUUGAAAUGUGUUAUUGAGUUUUGACCAAAGCAAUUGUUGAAUAAGGACAAAUAAAAAAAUGUAUCAAAAAUAUGAUAUAGGCAAUCGUUCAUAAUGAGACAAAAUUAGUUCAAGUGCUCUUUCAGGCAAUCAAAGACUAAAAUAGUAGCCGAAUAUUAGUA
This is a messenger RNA of Armigeres subalbatus, 996 nucleotides long. Its product is annotated as trypsin-1-like. The transcript has 3 exons. Gene Ontology annotation, molecular function: serine-type endopeptidase activity. Bases 33 to 839 code for a protein of 268 amino acids. The record is from RefSeq and is a predicted model, not a curated record. Lineage: Eukaryota; Metazoa; Arthropoda; Insecta; Diptera; Culicidae. Gene Ontology annotation, biological process: proteolysis.